Anolis sagrei ordinatus is the source of this 2472-nucleotide messenger RNA. The record is from RefSeq and is a predicted model, not a curated record. Lineage: Eukaryota; Metazoa; Chordata; Lepidosauria; Squamata; Anolidae.
AUGCGCUCUGGGAGGAAACAAAGCGGAGCAUGCGUAUUACAGCGAAGCCGCACCCACGGCGGCCAUAAUGGUGAGGGGCAAAAUGCUACUACGGCGGCCAUGAUGGACAAGCUUCCCAAAAUCCAGGCGUCUCUCCUUUGCGCAUUGGCUGCUUGGAAGGACACACCUGCAGGGGAGCCCUUUGCUUUCUGCCAGGCUACAAGGGAACGCAGAAAGAUGGCCCCUACAAAGAAAGGGAAGGCAAAGAAAGCCGGGAAGGCCAAGAAGAAGAUUUUGCCGGAUGAGGAAAAAUACAAGAAGACAGAGCUGGAAGUGGACACUCUGAAACAGUACCUUGUUCUCCGGCGGGAUAUGGCCAGGCAAGCAAUGGCUGAUAGCGAAGGAUUGAAACAGAAGCUGGUGGAUCUGGAGAAAGAACUGGAGGAAGCCCGAGGAGACAAAAAGGAUAUUUAUGAAGAGAUGAUCCGCAAGUACCAGCAGCUUCAGCACCAGGCCGAUUCUCGGAUACAGCGACUAGAGGAUGAGAUGAAGAGCUUGCAGGAAAAGCUUGUUGCUUGUCAAGAAGAGCUGCAACAAAGCCAGCAGGACAAUGCUAUGUUGGUGGAAGAGAAGGACACCGCCAUUGCGGAGAUGCAACGCAAGAUCGAUCAGAUGGAGAUUGAAUAUGAAAAAAUCCUGCAUGCCAGCUUGGACCAGGUGAUGUCCAAAAUGCAGGCGGUCAAGCUCAGCUGGGAGAAGGAGGCCACUGGCAUCCACAUGGAGUACAAGGAGCGGCUCAAGGAGUUUGGACUCAGACCUUUGGAGAUGUGACGGAUUGUUCUGACAUGCUUUUAACUCUUAGUGUUGCACCUGAAGCCAAGACUAGAUUUCAAAUGUCUUGAGGAGUUAAGAGUAACUAUUGUGUCUCUGAGGGUGUGCAGAGUGCAUUUCAGUUCUUGUCCUGACCAUUGCUAUCCUGACUAUCACUCAUCAAUGUAGUAUAGGAACUAUUGGUUGGGGACUUGCGAGAUGUGUGUUCUACUGAACCAUGAAAUUCACUCAACAUCCAUACAGCUGCUAUUCUCUCUAGCCUGACCUACCUCACAAGGCUAUUGUGGGGGUAAAGGAAAGACUUAAGCCUAUUGGAGGAAAGGCAUCAUAUAAAUAUAACUAUUUGAGGAUGCUUGCCUCAAAGUGACUGCUCCCGUGCAAAUUUGCCACUCUCCAUACGUACGCUAUCUCUCUCCUUCCCAUGGAGCAGAGCAUAGUGGGUGAACCAGACUCCUCAGGUCUGUCACAAUAUUGAGUCUUUUAUAGGAAUAUUCUGCUGAUGUAGUCCCAAAGUUGUAAAUUAAUGAUAGAUGUCUCCCAUCCUGGCUUCAUCUCAGUUUCCUAGUCAGAUGUUGACUCUUCUUGAUUGGUGUUGACAAACACAAGGCUUGUGUUGACUUCCUUCUUAACAUUGUAAACAUUGAUCUUAUCACUGUCCAGUUCUUAUCACAGUUUACUUUUCAGUUCUUAUUAGCAACUUUUAAUUAUAGUCCAGCAAGCAGAUAGUUAGUCAUUGCAGGCCUUAAUAACAACCCAAUAACUAUUUCUAUUUGUGCCAUUAUUCAGAAUCAAAGACUGCACUUUUGGCAUAUUGGACUGCACUGGAAGUAUCUCAGAUCCACACAGCCUUGCUAUUUGUCUCUUCUAAUGGUAAUAUUUCAAUUAACAGAGAUAAUUUUCUCUCUAACUGAUCCCCUUUACAUUGAUGGCAAAGCUGCCUGGGAGCAAGAAGAUCACACUUGCUUCCCUUUUGGGUUCUAGAACCAAUAGUUAUUAUACUUCAGCCUGCACCUGAUCUUUCUGGGGAUUCUGGGCCUGUUAGUCAUUCUGAUGACCCUGGGGAUUCUGGGUCUGCAAGUGAUCAGGAGAGUCAGCAAGAGAUUUUAAGUCCUGAAAAUGAGCGGUCUGUGUCUGAAGGCCAUAUUCCUGAAAGGCAGUUCACUAGGGAAGCAAUGUCAGGCACAGAUCAAAGUUCAGAGGAUGAAACUGAGAGACUAAUGAGCAGUUAGAUAGGAGAUUUACAUUCCGUCAACAUACAGCUUCUCAGGAGCGUGUAUGAAGGUCAAAACGCUUAUUACCCAAGAAGUCCUUAUUAGUUUCCCAGGGGAGAAGGCAUGAUUUUCUCUCUUUAUUAGCUAGCUCAACAGAUGGGUCCGUCAGUCCAGACAAUGUUGGUGUUUGAGAAUAGAACUAUUGUCAAGUCAAGGGAUUUCUAGUUUCAUGUUCCAUGUUUCCUUUUGUUUGUGUCUCAUGAGUCCAAGUUUUGAGGACUGUUCCUGAACCUCAUGUUUUGGGUUUAUUUUGCUUUUGUAUUCCUGGUUUUUGAUGCUAUUGCUGUACUAUGAAUUCUGUGGAUUAUUCUUGAUACUUUGAGUUUUUUAAACUUUUUGCUGAAUUGCUUUUCAUAUAUAUAUUCUUCAAUAAACUGCUUUGCUAUUUUAA